Messenger RNA from Lates calcarifer (barramundi perch), 4560 nucleotides. It is a transcript of the gene cacng7a, whose product is annotated as calcium channel, voltage-dependent, gamma subunit 7a. The record is from RefSeq and is a predicted model, not a curated record. Gene Ontology annotation, molecular function: channel regulator activity; voltage-gated calcium channel activity. NCBI's taxonomy places the organism in Eukaryota, Metazoa, Chordata, Actinopteri, Centropomidae. Gene Ontology annotation, biological process: regulation of AMPA receptor activity; neurotransmitter receptor internalization; postsynaptic neurotransmitter receptor diffusion trapping. Bases 260 to 1351 code for a protein of 363 amino acids. The transcript is spliced from 6 exons. Gene Ontology annotation, cellular component: postsynaptic density membrane; AMPA glutamate receptor complex.
AGAGCAGAGUGAAGUAAAGAAGGAGAAGGGAGAAGGAGUGAGAGAGGGGGAGAAAAGAGAGGAGAAGGGAGAUACGGAGAAACAGGAGUAAGAGGGAGAGAGAGAGUGUGUGUGUGUGUGGCGAGAGCAGGAGGGAGGAAGAGAGACACAGCGAGAGAGAGAGAGAUAAGAGGAAAACUGCAAAUUUAGUGUCCAGGCUUCCCAGUACGCACAGAUAUCUCGUCGGCUGCACCGUCCGAGCAGCUCUCCGCUCUGCAGGAUGAGUUCGUUCAGUACGAGGGCUCUGACGCUGCUCUCGUCAGUUUUCGGGGCCUGUGGUCUGCUGUUGGUGGGUGUUGCUGUGUCAACAGACUACUGGCUGCUGAUGGAGGAGGGCAUCGUCCUGCAGCAGAACCAGACCACCGAGGUCAAGAUGGCGCUGCAUUCUGGCCUGUGGAGGGUCUGUUUUGUAGCAGGACCUGAGAAGGGCAGAUGUGUGGCGUCCGAAUAUUUCACUGAGCCAGAGAUCGAGAUCACAACAGAAAAUACAGCCAACAUACUCAAAAUGGUUCGAACUGCCACUCCCUUCCCCAUGGUCUCUCUGCUCUUCGUCUUCACUGCCUUCGUCAUCAGCAACAUCGGACACAUCCGGCCACAGCGCACCAUCCUCGCCUUUGUCUCCGGAAUAUUCUUCAUACUGUCAGGUCUCAGUCUGGUGGUGGGUCUGGUCUUGUAUAUCUCCAGUAUCAAUGAUGAGGUGAUGAACCGACCCAGAGAGCCGGAGCAGUUCUUUCACUACCACUACGGCUGGUCCUUCGCCUUCGCCGCCUCUUCCUUCCUGCUCAAAGAGGGUGCAGGAGUGAUGUCUGUCUACCUCUUUAUGAAGCGUUAUGCUGAGGAGGAGCUGUACAGGCCUCACCCGGCUCUGUACCGCCCCCGCAUGUCUGACUGCAGUGACUACAGCGGCCAGUUCCUCCAUCCAGACUCCUGGCCUCCGCCGCAGCGUGGUCGCAGCGCCUCUGACGUCUCCUCCGACAUCUCCAUCCAGCUCAACCAGACUCCACCCCCACAGCCACCUCCAAAGGGGGGCAGCAGCUCCCAGCCGACGCCCUCCUCGUCUGGGCCUUCAUCAGCGGCCAGCUACCAGCUCCAGCCGGCCUCUUCCUCCUCCACCUCCUCCUCCUAUCCACACCCCCUUCACCCAGCCGCCACCUCCACCCUGCCCAGGGCCUCCCAUUCCCACAGUCACCCGCAGCCCCACCCACACCCAAGCGGGCCCCCACCUCAGUCCCUGCCCAUGGCGGCACCACCCUCGGCCGUGCCUCCUCCCCGCUAUCACACGCACAUGCGGAUGAGCGCCUCGCCAUGCUAGGCUAUAUACACAGGGAAGGGGAGGGAAAACACAAUGGGGGGGGGAUUAGAUUUGUUCUGUCACAGCUCAUAUACACUACAAGACAACACACACACAAACACAAAUCUUGUACCCUGAAAGUGUGUGGGAGGAGGGAUACAGGGAGGGAGGUUUAAGGAGAUCAAAAAAGAGUAGAGAGGAGGAAAGAAAAGCGGGGAGGAGGGGAGGAGAGGCAGGUGGGCGGAGGGAUGACUCACCGCUGGUGCCGAGCCCAAGACAAAGACAGACACUUAAAACUUUUAACACGCUGGGAGGGAACAUGGGAGGGGAGGAGUGAGGGAUACGAUGAUUAGUAGCAACAAGACGUUUGUGGGGUUUCUGACGGGUACAUUCAUCAUCAGGGCCGUGAUACACAGGCAACAGUGUGAAGCAGCACAGGAAACAGGAAGCUGAAUCAUUUCCAAAACACUGUCCAUUCAGAAAAAGAACAAAAAAGUUCAAACAAGCAGUAUAUAUCUGAUUAUGCGCACAUUACCCUGUCAUCAAACAAGAACUAAGGAGACCUGCUUUUCUUUGAAAAGCACUAGAAAAAUUCAUUCAUCAUUCUUAUGUAAUUCCAUGGACAUGGUUGAGAGGGUUACUUGAUUACAUCUUGAUAACUUUAUAAAUAAAUGUUGAAACCCAGAAAGUGAAUUAUAUAUCAACAGUAGACCGUUGUUACUGUGGCAUUUGUUCUUGAGGGAGAGUACAGAUGGUGCAUAAAAACAACUGCUAAUGUAAAUGUAGCGCAAUCUACAAACAGCCCAGUAACAAAUACUGAGAGACACUGGUUCAACUCAGUGCUCAUUUGAGACUGUUGUUUGUGACACAUGACACAGUGAAAAUACAAGUAGGAGUCUGAAUAUGCAAACAAAAAACUGUAGCCAACACAUGGGGUAUGUAACACUAAUGUCUCCUCUGAAUGACAUGGGCUCAGUCUGUGGAAGUAAUCUGUAUCACAGCUAAACAGAAUAACUUACCCUUUUCAGAAUGACAGCAGUGUGCUGGUCCAGUGGAAACAAUAAUAGUCGUGAACAUAGUGAUGGGUUGCAUCACUUCCCUGCCUUUCUCUUGGAAACCUGGGUCUCAAAAGAAACAUGAAAAAUGCCGCUAUGAUAAGGAAUAUUUCUAUUAUUAAUCAGUAUUGCUUACAACUUUUGCCCAUGUACCAUGACCUAAAACCACAACUAUUAUGUACACACCCACAGGUAAACUGUAUAUGCAUAUAGAGAUUUAUACUCCAACUGUAUAGAGAUUAUUCUUCCUCCCUCUCUUCUAGAUUCUUGCUGAAUUUAAAGUUAUGAAAACUUAAUCCUGUAUGUCUGUCAUGGGGUGUAAAUACUACAGUAUGUUUUAGGUGUUUUAGCUAUUGAAUUUUCUAAGCUGUUUGUAUUUUGAGACGGAAGUCUUGGGGUGAAUGUUCAACUUUUCGUGGAAUGAAACCCGAGGACGUAACUGAGAGACUUUUAAAAGCAUGGAGCACAGUGAGAGAGACUGUCAGUUUCCCCGGUGAUCACCCAUGGUACAAUCGAAAUGGAUGCCUUGGACUUUUGGCACUGUUGCCAUGGAACUGAGCAUUUAAAUUUCUUAGGUGUGUACAUAAUAAUACAUACAGAUAUGAGAAACCAGGUUCUGAUUGCAUUCCAUUUGAAUCUGUCCAAUACAGAAAAUAAGAAUCUACUCUGGUAGAAUGUAGGUGGAAAUAUUUUCAGACCAAUCAUCAGUCAUUUCAACAUUAUUCAUGAUAGUUUGGAGAUUUACUUGUGCUCCCUGAAUGGACAGAUUUGAAAUGGAAUAUAAAUUGAAUCUUUUCCUGGUUUCAUAUAGGGAAUAGAAGGUUUAUAUAAAAAUAUAUGGAAAUAAAGACAUGGCACUUUGAUGAACACGAGCUUACAUGGGGAGCAAACUGAAAACCUGAGUGCACAGUAACAGAUGGCUUUGAAUUCCAAUUUACCUCCUGUUUUGAUCUAUUAUUAAUGUAAUUAGCUCAGCUACCACUCACUGGAAUGAGAUUUUACAACUCCCUUUUUGCACACUUUUUCUGCAUCCAGAUAUUUUGGUUCUUUCAGAUAUUUAUUUCAAAAAGGUGUCAGCUCUUUUCUUUGAUGACAAAUUGAAAAGAAUAAAUAUCUGAAAGGUUAAGAGGUGUUGUAGUGUGAACCGGUCAGGACUCUGUGCAGGCAAGUCAAGUCCAGGCAAGUGGGAAAACCAGCUCUUCACAGAUCUGGCUCACUGCAAGAGGGCAAACAGACAGAAAAUCGACUAAUCCAAUAAACUUGCCACAAAGGUUGGAGAACACGCUGUUUAAAAUAAAACUAUAUGCUCAAGCAUUAGUUAAGUAAGCAUAAGUUUUUCAGUUUGACUCCCAUUAAAGUUCUCAUGUUGCACAGUGACUUAAAGAAACAAACUUAAAGACUGCUUGUUUUUUAGCAUAUUAACGAUCAUGCCCAGCAUAGGGUGAUGUUUGUAGCCAUUUUUAGACCUAUACGGGGAAAAAUGUUAUGCUUACAACCUGUGGUACUGUUAACAAAAAAAAAAAACAGUGUAGCAAAUUAAUUGCGGUGUUAGCAUCUUUAUGACUAUUUGCUAUGUGAAAAUUAAAUAGAAAAUCAUUUAGCAGCUGAGUAUGAGAGCUUUUGCUGAUGUUUUGAGAUGUUUAUUUAUUUAAUUGCCAAAGCUGAGCAUUCAUGCUGUGUAGUGAACACACACAGACACACAAACAGACAUACACAGAGAUAUAUUUAUGUAGCUGACUUCUGAGGAGGUUUUUUUCUGAUACAGCUAAAUCAGAACCAACUGUUUUUUGCGGACAUCACAGCAGAGAAGUAGAGCUCUGAUGCAGUGAACCGCUUUUUGAAAUGUUUACUUCCUCUGUUCAACGCAGACAUUUCUUCAAACUGUGAUUUGGGUGUAAAUAUUCACACUGUACACGCUGUAUGCAGUCUACCCGAGAUGUGUUUACAGUGUAAAAAGUAGAGAACAUUUAAAAGUUUACAUGGUCACCUUUGUUUUGAGUCAAAUGGUGUUUGACUCAGUUCCCGUCAAAAACUGACCAUAUAUCACAUGUGAGUUUAAAUAGAGAGUUUGUUUUCAUCAUUCCUGAAACGUGCAGUUUGCAGGAGUGAGGUUUUUAUCUGCAGCAGUGUGUUUGUUAAGUUUAAAACCAAUAAAGCUUGCCUGGUUCCAGCCGA